This is a messenger RNA of Lolium rigidum, 1835 nucleotides long. RefSeq names its product 4-coumarate--CoA ligase-like 7. Bases 1 to 1644 code for a protein of 547 amino acids. The record is from RefSeq and is a predicted model, not a curated record. Lineage: Eukaryota; Viridiplantae; Streptophyta; Magnoliopsida; Poales; Poaceae. The transcript has 6 exons. Gene Ontology annotation, molecular function: CoA-ligase activity.
AUGCCGUCCACCGCCGCCGCCGCCGUCGACCCCAUGAGCGGCUACUGCGCCGCCACGGGGACCUUCCACAGCCUCCGGGAGCCCAUCCCCCUGCCGCCGCCGGACCAGCCGCUCUCCUUCCCGGCCUUCGCCUUCUCCUUCCUCCCCUCCCCGCUCCCCGCCCACCCGGCCCUCAUCGACACCGCCACGGGCGAGGCCGUAUCCUUCCCGGCCUUCCUCGCGCAGGUCCGCGCCCUCGCCACGGCCCUCCGCUCCCACCUCCGCGUCGCCCGCGGCGACGUGGCCUUCGUCCUCGCGCCCCCCGGCCUCCGCCUCCCCGCGCUCUACUUCGCGCUCAUGGCCGUCGGCGCCGUCGUCUCCCCCGCCAACCCGGCCCUCACCACGGGGGAGCUGGCCCACCUCGCCGCGCUCUCCAAGCCCUCCCUCGCCUUCGCCGUCUCGGCCACGGCCGGCAAGCUCCCGCCGGGGAUCGCCACCGUCCUCCUCCUCGACUCCCCAAGAUUCCUCUCCUUCUUGCAGGGCCCCGGCGACUCCUCCGUCAUGGACGCGACCGUGAUUCACCAGUCAGACCCCGCCGCGAUACUCUACUCCUCCGGCACCACCGGCCGCGCCAAGGCGGUCGUGCUCACGCACCGCAACCUCAUGACCUCGCGCGUCAUGGCCGCUUCGGCGCCGGCGGCACCCGAGGUCCUGCUGCUGACCGUGCCGGUAUUCCACGUCUACGGAUUCGUGCUCUGCUUCAGGCCGGUAAUAGCUACAAACACGCUGGUGCUGCACACGGCGAGGAGGUUUGACCCCAGGGCGGUGCUGGAGGCGAUAGGGAGGUUCAGCGUCACGCGGCUAGCCCUGGCGCCGCCGGCGCUGCUGGCGAUUGCCAAGACAGCUGAGGGCGACGAGAGUGUGGCUGGCAGCACGGCGACGCUGCAGUCCGUGCUCUGCGGCGGCGCAUCCGUGUCGCCAGAGCUUAUCCGGCGCUUCUCCCAGAAAUUCCCCCACGUCUGUGUUACACAGGGAUAUGGACUGACCGAGACUACAGCGGGGUUUUGCCGUUCCAUCAGUGCAGAAGAAAGUCGACGAGUUGGAUCAGUUGGGCGUCUUUCGUGGGGCACUGAAGCGAAGAUCGUUGACCCUGAAACAGGGGAUGCUCUGCCUCCUGGUGUGGCCGGCGAGCUUUAUGUCCGGGGACCUUUCGUGAUGAAAGGUUACCUUGGUGACAAGGAAUCGACCUCCGAGGUUUUGGAUUCUGAAGGAUGGUUGAGAACUGGGGAUGUUUGUAUGAUUGGAAAAGAUGGAUUCCUCUUUGUGGUCGAUCGGAUGAAAGAGUUGAUCAAGUACAACAGCUACCAGGUUGCUCCUGCGGAACUGGAGGACUUGCUUCAAACACACCCAGGUAUCGAUGAAGCCGCGGUUGUUGGAUACCCAGAUGAGCAGGCUGGUGAGCUGCCGGUAGCAUUUGUGGUAGGACGCUCUGGAAGUGACUUGCAUGAGGCAGAGAUCAAAGACUUUAUCGCUAAACAGGUCGUGCACUAUAAGCGGAUCCACCGUGUUUUCCUCGUGGAUUCCAUACCAAAAAAUGCUUCGGGCAAGAUCUUGCGGAAGGACUUGGCUAAGUUAGUGUUGCAUCAGAUUAGCGCCAAGCUGUAAACAUGUUGGUGUCUGUAUGAGGGCAACAGAAGUCAUUCUUGCUUGAUAAAUCGAUAAUGGAUAGCUGAUAUGUCUCCUAACUGUCAGUAAGAAAGGAUUGAAUGAAUGACUGUCGGUGAUGGUACUACAAAUUGUAACCAUGUUUACGAAGUCGACUUAUGGAAAUAUAAAAGAUGGCAAGGUUUAAUGUU